AUGGCCGCGGUAGUGUGCGGGAGUAAGAGAUCGUUCUUUGAGGAUACCUCGUCGCCAGCAGCUUCUGUCUCUAAGAAGCUCCGGCGUUGCUCGCCUUCAUCUCCUUCGUCUGCUCGUUUCUCUUCGCCAUCGUCUUCUCUCGCUCACCUCGAAGUCCUUUUCCCUCAUAUGGACCCCGAGCUUCUGGAGAGAGCACUGCUAGAAUGUGGCAAAGAUGUAGACAUUGCCAUCAAGAGGCUGCAGGAACUUUGCUUGGGAGCCGCAGGGGCUACAGAGGAAAAGGCAGGUCCUGUUGAAGAAGAGGGCUUAACUGCACAGCUGGGAACAUUGACCAAUGAUGGGGAAGCUGCUGCCGCUGCUACUGUGGCUGUUCAGAAUCCAGCAGCCCCUGAGAAUGUGCCUGUUGAUGGUGCAGAAUGGGUGGACUUGUUUUUGAGGGAGAUGACGAGUUGUACCAGUAUGGAUGAUGCCAAAGCCCGUGCCUCUAGGCUUUUGGAGGUUGUGGAGAAGUCCAUUAGUAGAUCGGCAGCACAAAGUUUUGAGAAAGAAAAUAUCAUGUUAAGAGAAGAAAAUACAGUCCUCAAACGAGCGGUGGUAAUGCAGCAUGAGCGUCAGAAGGAGUAUCAAGACAAAGUGCAUGAAUUGCAACAUCUGAGACACCAACUGUCUCAGUAUCAGGAGCAGUUGCGAAAUUUAGAGGUAAAUAACUACGCCUUAACCAUGCAUUUGAGACAGGCACAGCAAAAUAGCUCCAUUCCAGGGCGUUUCCACCCAGACGUCUUCUAA
This is a messenger RNA of Theobroma cacao (cacao), 786 nucleotides long. RefSeq lists its product as uncharacterized. The record is from RefSeq and is a predicted model, not a curated record. Lineage: Eukaryota; Viridiplantae; Streptophyta; Magnoliopsida; Malvales; Malvaceae. Gene Ontology annotation, molecular function: ubiquitin binding.